CGCUAUUCUCGGCCACGUGGCUGUUUCUCACAUUGGGAGCGCCAUAGGCGGAUUGUGCACGUGGCCACCGGGAUUAUCAUAGGCAGCAGACCAGAGGGACCAGGAGUGCCAGUGCGGGACCAGAGCGGCCAAAGAGGUCCCAUUGCCGGACCUGAGGGCGGAGGUGCCAUAACCAAAGCACGCACAAGCGCACGUGGGGCUGUCUUCAUCGUUGAGAAGGAUACUGAUCAUCAUCAACCAAGAACUUAAAUCAUGGGUGGCUCAACGGAAGGAGACAGCAGCCAGAAGGCCUCUGGAACCAAUUCCCAGGGAAACAACUGGACCCAUCUGGGACCAUCAGUCUAUGACAACGGCGGGAAUUAUCGGUAUGACAACAAGGAUGACAGCUACUACUACCAGAACAAGGAUGGGUCUACCUACUACAACGAUAAGCAGGGUUACGCCAAGUACACGCCCCCUUCUGAAAAUCCCAGGAAUUUCGAUGAAGAAGAAGAAGAAAAUCCCAGGAAUGUAGAAGAGGAAGAAGGAGAAGAAGAAGAGGGAGAGGAGGGAGAGGAGGGAGAAGAGGGAGAGGAGGGAGAAGAAGAAGAGGAGGAAGAGCAGGAGGAGGAGGAAGAUGAAGAUGAAGAGGAAGAGGAAGAAGAAGAGGAGGGAGAAGAAGAACAGGAGGAAGAGCAGGAGGAGGAGGAAGAAGAUGAAGCGGACGAGGAAGAGGAAGAAUUUGUAGAUGAAGGCUACGAAGAAGAAUAGAUGGAAGAACAAGAGGAGAUGACUGACCCGCAGUUUUUUUUGGGGAGGGACACGGACACACACACACACACACACACACAUGGAGAGAGAGAGAGAGAGAGAGAGAGAGAGAGAGAGAGAGAGAGAGAGAGAGAGAGAGAGAGAGAGAGAGAGAGAUUUAUGAGGGCUGCCUCGGGGUUCUCGAGAGGACGUUCUCAUCCUAUGGAGUAGUAGGAGAAGGGGUCACUCGGACUCACUCCUGAAUAAUGCGAUGGAUGUAUCUGACAGCAAGUUUAAGUGUUACGUCAGUCCAAAAUGGCCAAUCCAAGUGGGAUUAUGAUCCCAGUACUAUCGCAUAUACUGUGGAGGGUGUCCAGUAGGCGACCCGUUUGUUGUAAAAAAAAAUUCCCUUUUGCAAGAGGACUUCCAGGGUGACCCACCUUUUUGCAAGAUGAGGCGUUCUGGUACAAGUUGCUACGUGACCAGGUUUGAGAGAUGAGGGGUGCUCUCAGCUCUGGGCUGCCUACUGCUGCCCCACGUUCGCGGGGGUCUCUGACAACUGCAACAACCCUUAGGGUAAUAAGGCUUCGUCGGGAAUCCUGUGGGUGGCCGUGGGCUGACAACUGCAACAACCCUUAGGGUAAUAAGGCUUCGUCGGGAAUCCUGUGGGUGGCCGUGGGCCAUGGUAGGGUUGUCGGUCGGGUUACAGUGUUACACACUACUGGCCCAUCUUUGCGCGAAUCGCCAUGGUCACCCUGCCUUGGGUUGCAUUGCAGUUGCCUCUCCUGUGUUCUCUCUACCAUGCCUCUCUAGAUUCCUGCAUUAACCCUCCUCAGGGCAACAAACCUUGUUGGGAUUGUCGUGGUCCAUGUUACUAGCCUAAGGAUCAUUGUCCGUUCGAUGGUACAUCGCCCCCCGACCUUUGUCCGGAUUAGUGUUGUCAGCUUGUCACUGUACUCUGGGUUGCGCUGUUGUAGUGGUUAUGGGACUUCAAGUUGGCUCCUGUGGCGGACGCUGCAGGUUGGAUUCUGUGCCUGCAGUGCCCUGCACGGGCCCGCACAGAUGGAUCCGAGGUCAGGAAGUACGAACCCAAAACCAAAAACUUUUCCCUAUCAUGUUGGUAUGGGUGUGCAAUGCCGUCAUUGCUGUCUCGUCUCCACGACGAGCAUUAACUCUUUACGGAAAGGAGUCUUUGUCGGGAUAAGGACGCAUCAAGGAGACAUGGUAAACAUCAUGUACGUGAGUCUGUCAAAAGUAAUUAGGUAGUUUCACCCGAAAGCUGACCGGAUUAGCGGCAGUAUCAGAACCGACGACCUGAAGGAUGCGGUAUUGACCGAAGAAGCCAAGGCUGAACUUGCGAAGAGUAUCUGCUUCGAGCGGCAAGUGGCGUGCGGCGACGAGGACAUCGUCACCGACUUUGAAUGAAUGAUCCUCUCGUGA
Molecule: messenger RNA, 2169 nt
Organism: Chara braunii
Lineage: Eukaryota; Viridiplantae; Streptophyta; Charophyceae; Charales; Characeae
Source: the annotation of a GenBank genome assembly